Molecule: messenger RNA, 3446 nt
Organism: Sardina pilchardus (European sardine)
Lineage: Eukaryota; Metazoa; Chordata; Actinopteri; Clupeiformes; Clupeidae
Product: NACHT, LRR and PYD domains-containing protein 1b allele 5-like
Exons: 6
Coding region: 536-2272 (578 amino acids)
Biological process (GO): intracellular signal transduction; regulation of apoptotic process
Source: RefSeq, a predicted model, not a curated record
UGAGUUACUAUCAGUGAAUUUGACAGUGAAUUUUAUUUAGGUCUCCAAAGAUCAACACUGUUCCCUGGACCUGAAAGUGGAUGAUCUGACUGUGGAGAGUAUCAAACAUCUCUUCAUUAUAAUAAGGAGACUCAAAGCGGGGAUGUACAGAGCACAGAGGAAUAUGGCAUUUGCUGUCUGUGCUAGUUUUGUAUUGAUUAUAAGCCAGAUAUGUGAUUCUUCUUUUUUUGAUUAUAGUAAUGUAUUCGGCUACAUCUAAUUUAAUCUAAAUAAUGCCUCCUGAAUCUCUUCCACAUGUGACUUUUCUGUGUUUUCUGGAGGAAAUGGCUAUUUCACAGUAUCCUGUGGGACAGAGAGUCACCUCAUCAGUCUAGCGCCAUGUUUCUUGGAGGAUUAUCAUAUCUGUGUUUUGAAUGCCCUGGAUAUUCCACAGUGGAAUUGUUUCAGGAUUCCAUCACAUAACCUGAUCAACUGCAGUAUUGGAGAGGAAGGUUUCACAGAUCUUGCAUCAGCACUGAGAUCAAACCCCUCACACAUGAGAGAGCUAUUUCUGAGAGGGAGUAAAGCAACAGACUCAGGAGUGAAGCAUCUUUCUUCUCUUCUGGAGGAUCCCAACAGUAAACUGGAGAAACUAGGCUUCUCAAACUGCAGUAUAACAGAUGAAGGUUUCAGAACUUUAGCAUCAGCACUGAGAUCAAACCCAUCAACGCUCAGACAUCUCUAUCUGUGGGGGAAUCAGCCUGGACCCUCAGCACAGCAGCUGCUCUCUGAACUGAAGAAACAUCCAAACUGUAAACAUAUACAAAUAUAUGGAGUUGUUGAAGUGUUUAAUCCAGAGCUGCCAAGUGUUUCACGUGGGUCUGAAGUCAUCAGGGAAGAUUCCUCAGAAAACACUGUUCUGGACCAAGAGGAUUUGGAUUCUGUAGACAAUCCUGACCGGAGGACAGAUGUGAGAGGACUGUCUGGAGAUAUGGCUGAGUUGGACAUUUCGGCUGGUGAAACUCAGUGUAUGUAUGACAGACGACCAAACUGCUGCAAAUCCUGUGAAGAUGUAGAAGACACUUCCCACUGGAUCCUGAUGGAACCCUCUGUUUCCAUGGAGACAGGAGUGCCAGUGUAUACACACAGCUCUCCACCAGGAAGUUUUGAGUGCACAGCGUCUGGUUUGCGCUGGGUGUGUGCGGUUGAAGUCUCUCUAAAGUAUCACUUAAGUGACCCCCAUGUAUACGGAGCAGAGCUUGCCAUACUGCAAUAUGAACCAAUUGGUCCCUUGAUGGACAUCAAAGUGCUCUCAGGUGAACUGUUGGAGGCUCAUCUGCCCCAUUUUGCCUGUCUGGAAGGUUCAGAUUCCUCUCUUAGAGACGCUGUGAGAGUUCUGCAUGGAGUUGACAGCAGUGUAACUCUAGAGAAAUGUGAGCUGACCCGCUUCCAUGCAAAGCUCCUCAAGCCCUCCUUCUCACUGACUGAACUCCUGGUGAAAAUCGGAAUUCCAAUGAAAGCCCAUCUGGACGUAUUAAUCUACCGGACCAGAGUGACACCCCUGGUUCUGCUCACAUAUGUCGUGCCGCGGGAUGCAUCCAUGAUUCAGGCGGUAGAAGAGGAUUUACGAGAGACACACGAUGCUAAGAAGAUCAAAACACAUCGACCGGAUAUGUCCAUUUGGAUGCACACAAAGUUUAGCUUGAAGUCAUCUGCCAGCCAUGCUAAAAGUUCCCCAUCAGAGAUCACCCUGAAAUACAUUAGACCUCCAGACUUAUUCCGGUUGGUCGUUGAUAAAGCAGAUGACUGUUUUGAUUUGGAGCUGAUCAGUGAAGGACAGUCCAUAUGGAAAGCUACACUGGAAAGUUUUGAAUAUGGUGAAACUGGAGAUGUGGCACCCUGUCAUGAAAUUCCCUCAGCAGUAUCCGGACGUUCCCGAAGCGUGAUCCCCAGAGAAGCGGCUCACACGAGCAGAGCUGCCAGGGCCAAAGAGGAAGAAGGGAACAUGGCCUCCAUGUCACACCAAGAUCGACUGUCCUGUAUUAGGCCUGAUAUCAUCGAGAGGACAUCAGAAGGUGUACUGAAAUGUCUGGUUUUAAGACUUGAAUCCCAUCAGCCUCCUGUGUUGCACAGUACGGAAGUACAAAACAUCCUGCAGAAGACCAGUGUGCUGCAGGACCAGGUGACCUCCCUCAUCAACAUGGUGCUGAGAAAGGGAGACAAAGCCUGUGGUGUCAUGCUCUGCCUUCUCAAAGAAUUAGAUGGCUACCUUUCUGAAGACCUUGGCCUGUAGGAAGAAAUCGAUACUGCAUGGUUGGUGAGGUCUAUGAAAUUAGAAAAGAGUUGAAUGUACUCCAUUCUAUUACAUUGCUGUCUAAUUCACUCUGAAUUCAUUCUGUAAAACCACUGUUUCUGAAAUACAUGUGGUAUCAUGCUCUGCCUGCUCAAAUAAUUAGAUAACUACAUGUCUUGGCCUGUAGGAUGAAACCUUCCUAUACUGUCAGUAGGACAUUUGUCAAAGUCAAAGUCAAGUUUAUUUCUAUAGCACGAUUUACAGACGGCUGAGCCGCACCAAAGUGCUUCACAGUAAAGUGCAAAAAUGCAGAGAGUAAGUAAAAAAGAAACACACAUUUAGUUAAAAAAUGAAAUAUAAAAUAAAAUGUGUGUGGUGCAUUGGUGAGGACUCUUAAAUGAGAAAAGACUUGAAUGGUCAUGUCAUCAUCAUUAUACUCCAUGAUGUCAGCCAUGUCACUGAUGCACAUCAUCCAUCUCCAUUCUAUUAUUGUUCUCUAAUUCACUGAAUUCAUUUAGGAAAACCACAACCUGUUGCUGGAAUGCUGCUGAUUAGUAGCCUACUCAGUAUUAUAAACAAUGUGAUAGGGCUGAAAGAUCCGCGGUCAAGACUUGAAUCCCAUCAGGUGUUGAUCAGUAUUGGAAAAAAAAGUAAUCCUGCAGAGGACCAGUGUGCUGCAGGACCAGGUGACCUCCCUCAUCAACAUGGUGCUGAAAAAGGGAGACACAGCGUGUGACAUCAUGCUCUCCCUGCUCAAAGAAUCAGAUAGCUGAAGACCUUGGCCUGCAGGAAGAAGUCAAUAUUGUCAGUGGGGCAUUUGUGUAGUGCACUGGUUGGUGUGGACUAUAAAAUUAGAGUUGAAUGUCAUCUUCAUUAUACUCCAUUCUAUUAUAUUGUGCUCUAGUUUACUCUGAAUUCAUUCUGUAAUACCAACUGUUUCUGAAAUGUUACUUAACAGGUGCGCCCUGGCAUUUUUAUAUUUUUAAAUAUUGUAAACAAUGGGAUAGAGCUUUUCUGAAAGUGUUUGUGAUAUUUGAGGUGAGAACCACGUGUUUCCUUUGACUGUCCUUCAGUUUGUUGUAUAUGUGCCCCCUACAGGUGAGAGAGGAGUAGAAAUAGAAAUGCGAAUUUUGAGAAAUACUGAUUUGUGGUUUAAACUCUGAUUGAUCAUCAA